AUGAGCCUGCUUCGGAAAGGCGGAUUAAUUGCAAGCCAUGCUAGGUACAUAAGGAAGGGCAAAUUUAAAGACCCGAUAAGUUACAAACAGGUGGUGAGUGAAAAGAAGGAGGAACGGAAAAAAGAAGUGGACAACAUCAGGGGGAACCAAAUAAAGUUUUUAGAGCUUCUCCAUUUCGAUAAUCUAAAAACGCCCCAACCGAAGAGAUUGACGAAAAAAAAAGUACAAAAUGGGGAUUACGUAAGUGGGGGGAAGGGGGGCGGCGGGAAAGGCACCCCCACAAAUGGUGGCACAAAUAUUAGCACAAGUGUGGGGCUCCAUUCGAGGUACCAUGUAGAAUGGGGACAAAGCGAAAAAAAAAGUGACACACAAUCGGGCACAUACUGCCGUGAUACUUUCACAAACAGGCUGAAAAAGAGGGCUCUCCUUAGACGAGUUAUGGACAAAGAAGGCAAGCUGAAGGAAACCCAAACGGAGGACUCCUCUCAGGAAAGAAAGAAAAUUCUCACCAACGGAAGUAAAACCGAUUGUGGAGAUAACCACCCUAGUGGUAGUCUAACGCAAGCACAGCUGCAAAGCAGCAUUAGCAACCUUCUUGUGGAUAAAAAAACGACGCUCAAGAGAAGAAUUCACCUGAUCAAUUUUUCCGUCACAAACAGUUACGUAAGUAAGAAGUAUCACAUACAAGUGAAAAACGACCCCUGUGAGGAUCGCUUUAGCAUAUCAGAACUAAAAUCGAUUGGUCUUUUUGAUGAGCUGGAAAUGAGCAACGGUGAGAGGAAUGCGUCAGACAUGGCCACCUCGAGUGCAUCUUCCCCCCCGAUCGGAGGUGACCAAGCAGAAGGAACGACCGACGCACAUAAUUCACAGAUACCAAGUCAAAGCAAACAAAAUAAGCAAAAAAUUAUGAGAAAGAUUUAUAAGGCAUCCAUAAACCACGUGCGGGAUGAAAACCUGUGGAAGAAAUACGUCCAAAAUGUAUUUAUCAUAUCGGGGUACUUAGACGCAAGCGAAAUAGUAAUCCUCUUUUGGUGCUUUGGAAAAAUCGGCUACAGAGAUAAUAGGCUAAUAAAUUUGCUAUCCUCUAUACUACUGAAGAAGAUAAAUGACCUGACCCCCUGCGCUUUAGCGUUAUUACUAAACAGCUUUAAAAAAUUAGAAGUAAAAAAAUAUGACACGAUGGAAUUAUUUACCAAUCAGUUUUGUCUGCAUAUCCAAAGGUGGACUUCCCAAGAUAUUGCGCUGGUUGCUAACUCUUUGGCUUUUUUUUACAUUUAUCAUAAAGUCUUUUGGAAAAAAUGUAUUUUAAAAUUGCAAAAUGGGUAUUACUUUUCAAACCCUUUACAUUUAUGCCUUAUCAUAUCAGCAUUGGCCAGGCUAGACAUCAGAGAGGGUAACGUUUUAUUAUCCCUAAGUAAAGGGGCAAAGAAAUAUGCAAAACAAUUCAGCCCAAAUAAUUUAGCUCUUGUUAUUCAUUCCUUUGCCAAGUUGAAAUUCUCUCAUCCGAAAUUUUAUAAUUACUUGUAUCAGUUUGUUCAUACGUAUUUGGAUAGGCAGCUUUUCAUGGGUGGGUCUGGCAGGAGUGGCCCCUUAAAAAAUGGGUCCCAAGUGGGGAACAACGAGAGUGUGCGUGUUUGUGAAAAAAGGGAAAACAUGUUACAGAGUGAGAAAAAGACUGCAAGUGAAAAUUCACACGUAGAAGGAAUAAACCAUUUUGAUGAAUCCCAGGUUGAGGAGUACCCCCAUGUGGAGGCUGCACCAAAAUGUGACGCUGUGACUACUAUGUGGAAUUCCCAACACGGGGAGGAUGUGCCCCUUGGUUCUCUUCCCCCAGGUAGGGGGCAUGAAAAAGACGCUUAUCACAACAGCAGCAGUAGUAGCUUCGGUGCAGACGACAGUUCGCCGGACACCCCACUUAGGCAGAACGAGAAGGCCCACUUCGACCUGCAGUCUCUCGUACUUUUACUCUUCUCGUGCACGUGUCUAAUCACCUGUACGGAAAAUAUGAUCCUGAAGCUGACCUACCUGAUCCUACCUCUGAAGGAUCACUUGGGCAGUCACAAAAUGGAAAAGCUGAAAUACGUAAGUGAGUAUAUACAAUAUACCUACCCAGAGACCUUUGCAAAAUUCCCAAAAGAAAUAAAAAUGUUUUAUAACUACAUUGAUACAUAUGAAAUUAAGAAAAAAAAAAAAAAAGUGAAAUAUGGAGCCAGGUGGAUUAAUGAAUUGUCCAAAAUUUUAGCAAGAAUAAAUGUAAGUCAUUUAAAAAACGUUUACAUCAAUCAUAUAUGUGCAGAUAUAAUGUUACCCGAUUCGCAAGUUAUCAUUAUGUGUUUAGGACCAUAUAGCUAUUACGUAAAUUCGUUGGUAACAACGUCUACUUCCGAUUUGAAAAAAUUCAUUCUUGAGAAAAAAAAAUAUAAGGUCAUCCCCCUGAGUUACCACGAAUGGAAUAAGCUGAACGACUACGAGGAAAAGAUUCGCUUUCUCUAUGCCUUCGGGAGAGGUGCGGCAAACUAUUUGUUCGCGAGCGCGAAAAAGGAAGUGACAGAGGGAGAGAAAUCGCAGUCAGACAUACAUGCGUCAGGGAAUAUUUUAGCAUCCUCGGGGGGUGCAGAACAAGGAGGAAGCUGUGAAAGUGGCGAUGAAAACGCAAGGGAGGUGGGAAACUGGGCCCUAGAUCAUGACCCCAUGGAUGCCCCAAUUGAUGAUUCCAAGCAGCACAGCAAAAAUGACCCGAGCGAGCCAAAUGAGCAAAGUUACACUUCCGAUGAGGAAGACGAAGUUAUCGAUUUCAUAAAAAAGGGAAUCAGCGUCGACGGUGGGAAUGAAGAAGACCCAGACAGGGACCACAUCGAAAUAGAGGAGAUAAAGAAAUUCUUGGAGGUUGAAAAAUUGUGA
This is a messenger RNA of Plasmodium coatneyi, 2901 nucleotides long. RefSeq names its product RAP protein. Lineage: Eukaryota; Apicomplexa; Aconoidasida; Haemosporida; Plasmodiidae. The transcript has a single exon. The record is from RefSeq and is a predicted model, not a curated record. The coding region runs from base 1 to 2901 and encodes 966 amino acids.